Passer domesticus (house sparrow) is the source of this 4487-nucleotide messenger RNA. It is a transcript of the gene SDHAF4, whose product is annotated as succinate dehydrogenase complex assembly factor 4. NCBI's taxonomy places the organism in Eukaryota, Metazoa, Chordata, Aves, Passeriformes, Passeridae. Bases 471 to 842 code for a protein of 123 amino acids. The transcript has 3 exons. Gene Ontology annotation, cellular component: mitochondrion. Gene Ontology annotation, biological process: mitochondrial respiratory chain complex II assembly. The record is from RefSeq and is a predicted model, not a curated record.
UCACCUGAGGAAAUUCAGCUGGUUUGUUUAUAGAGAAGUAAGAUAGAUUGGAUAACAGCCUGUCCCACAGGCCUCAGCUUGGGCUGUUUGUUGGGUGCUUCCCUCUCCUCAGAAGCUGAGGUUCUGUGCUGCUGUUGAUACGAUGCACUUAAACAAACCUGUAUGUUAAUGGAAGAGCUGUUAAAAAUUUUUGUUAGAUGUUUGUGCUCUGUUUGGGUGUCAGAUUCAUGGCAAGAUGUGGCUAAUGCUCUAAUCCUCUGAGCAUCCCAAUGUGUGCCCAAAUCCCACUGCAUGGAUGGCUUUGUUAGGAUAAAUCACAUGCUGUGGGCCAUUUCAAAAGAUGGAAUAUUGCAGUGCAGCAACUUUAAAGAAUUGGGAUUUUCAACUCCAAGUGCAGUUAUAUAAUUAAUAAGCAGUAGGGCAUUGUGACACUAUGUAAAAGAGGAGGGAAUCAAAGGUCAGUUUGUACAAUGUGGUUUACUAAUGUUGAUAGUUCAUCUCAUCUUUUUCCGAGAUGCUUAAUGUUGAACUUCUGUCACCUCUCUGUCAAGAAGACUGUAUUUUGGUCAAGAAUAUCAAAGUCAUCACUGCUUUGCCACUCACGAAGCAGCUCCAGCUCUAAGCCAGGAGGAAGAUCUGAACCUGCUAAGCAGCCACUAAGGAAACCAAAGUUACCAGUGGGGAGGUUUGAUGAACCAGAAGAGUCCAGUAUGGAGAAGGAACCCCUGGAAAAAUUCCCUGAUGGAAUCAAUCCUACUACAAAAGAGAGGGGUGGACCCAGAGGGCCUGAACCUACGCGUUUUGGAGACUGGGAAAGAAAAGGACGUUGUAUAGAUUUCUAGUAUUUAAAUGUCUGUAUUGCUAAUAAAAUAUUUGAGGUUGCUAAAAAAUAUAAUGUACAGAAAAAAGUCUCACCUGGAUUUGUCGUGGAGCUUAUUGUUUCUGUCAUGCCACCACAUUCUGUCAUGUGAUGAAUUUUCUUAAUAAUGCAGUGUAAUUAAACGCAGUGCUGCAGCUCAGAUUAUGGAGCUGUUAGUGGCUCAAUGUCUGCCUGAUCUUUAAUACUAUUUACACUGUGCAAUUAUAAAUGCAAAUGUAGUGGUGUGAAAUUGGUAGUCAGGAGCUUAUUGAGAUGUAUAAGGACUUGUAUUUCUUAAUGUAUGUAAAGAUUUAUGUGGUGUUGUAAAAGUGUUGAAAGAACUUCGCAUUUCAUGAACCUGAACACCAUUCGUCAAAGGUAGAACCAACUCUGAGAUCAGUGGGUCCCUGAUUUCAUACAGUGGCUCCCUGGUAAAAAAAAGCCUCUUUACUCAAGAACCUUCUCUCUGUCCCUAUUGCAGUGGGUUGGGUGUUUUUUCCUAUUUGUAGGGAAGGGACAGUCUUGUCUCUGAAUGAGGACUGUAAGUAGCACAAUGGAAAUGGAGACUUAAAUUUUGGAGAGGGUCAGUUCUUGAUUGUUGAGGUGCUCUAUUUGCAAUUCUAGAACACUGUCCUUUAUCACCUGUCUUCUUCAUGCUACUUGCAUUAUCUUUUCUUUUGUAAGUGGAGGUGCCCUUUUGCACAUGGGCUAAAUGCUGCUUGGGAAAAAUACAGCAUUACUGUCUGAAACCUUGUGGUCAAAGGGGACAAAUUCCAUUAGGUCAUCUAAUAUUGCAGGUGUUAAAACUAAGUUAUCUGGCAUCAAACUAAAUAUCUUUCAGUCAGACUGAGCUUGGUUCUUGAUUCAAGAAUUUGUCUAGUCGUAAGUACUGUAGUGGAGUAGUAGUAGAGUGCAAAUCUACCACGUGUGGUUACUUACUAAUGAGAGUAAGUUGUCAUUAUUGAAAUGUGAACAUGUGCUCUAUUUCUGUGCAAGUUCUUUUUGAUAGCCUGAGCAAAUGGAUUUUGUCUAGUCACAGAAUCAUAAAAAAGGUGCAGGCUUUGCCCAGCUUUGCCUUUGCAUGGUUUAACUUAACUCAAACAUUAAAGUGUGUUGGUCUUGUCAGAAAUCUGAGCAGCCUCCCCUAAGCUCACUUGACUGGCAGCCAGUGGGGGGGGCUCCUUGUUGAAAUCUGACAGUUUGUGUAUCCCGUGUGUAUGUUAGAGACAUUGUCUUGCUCUAGUUGUGAGUUUGGAUGUUUGUCUCGCUGUGAUGAUUCCCUACAAAAAUACUGAACCUAUUCAGUUAUAGGUUUCUACCAAAUACCUCACUGACACGAAAAAUGAGAUUGAUGAAAGCCUGUUUCUCAUAAAAGGUGUUAAUUAGUGGUAAUUUGGAACCUUUAAAUUCUGCAGCAUGGCUUGGAUAUUGGAAAAUUGGCUUGUAUUUAUAUGUGAUUCAUUCUGAUUUCCCUUCUGUAUAGUGACAGAUAUUUUCAAAAUCUGUUGACAUUUUCAAUUACCUAAAGAUAGGCUGGGUCAGCUGUCUUUAAUUUGUUAAUUAUUUCUAGUCAUGUUUUGCCUUUUUAGUUGCUGGUAUAUUGGAAAAUACUUUCUCACACAACACAUCACCUUUUCAAAUAGGAAGUGGAAAUUUUAGUUGGAAGCUUGUGCCUUUUCUGCAUCAUUAUUAAUAGGCUUAAUAUCUUAAUUGGUAAAGAAGCAGUAAAAUACUGCAGUUAUUUUAUUUUUUAAUUCUUAGUCUUCUUCAUGGAUUGUUGCAUUACUUCAUUAUCUUCUCAUACCAGGUUUUACCCUUCCCAGCACACACUCCAUGCAUGUUUACGUAGUUGCACUUCUUGGCAUUCCUGAUUUUCAAAUCUAAUUAGUUUCCUCAGUUCUGACUGCAGGUGCAUUCCUCCCUGGAUGCAGACUUACACUGUUUUGAUAUAGCAUAAGAAGAACUGGUCUCACAUUUCCAUAAUUUUCCUUAUAUUUCAGUUGCUUAUCUUCAUUCUCCCUCAGCUUUGUGAUUAAGGGCUGACCCAAGUGCUGUCCAGGCCCCUGCUUGUCUUCUUCCAUGCAGGUGAUGACUGCUGCUGUCAGAGCUCAGGCAGGUCCUAGACACUCCAUGCCAGUAUCCAUGAUGUACCUGGAUUUUGAAGAUUAUUUUGAGAGUGCUAGCAUCUUACCAAUAGGACAGAGUACCUCAUAAAGGCAGGGAUUUUGCUUUCCUUCAAAAAACAGGAUCACAGAUAAUUUAGGUUGAAAUAGACCUCUAAGAUCAUCAAGUCCAACCACUGCCAAGUCUGCCACUAAAUCAUGUUCUUGAGUGUCACAUCUACACAUCUUUUAAAUACCUCCAGGGAUGGUGACUCAACUGCUUCCCUGGGCAGUCUGUUUUAAGCUUGACAGCCCUUUUGUUGAAGAAUUUUUUUCCUAAAAUAAAAAGGCUGUUUUUAACCUGUAUUAUAAAUUGCUAAAAAGGAAUUGGUGCCUUGCAUGGGAAAUAGAGGAUACCCCUUCAGUCUUGAGCAACUUCAGGCCUUUUUUAGCACCUUCUAGGCUGGUGCUGGUAACCAAAUAUUUGCUUAACUUGUUUAUGGAAUGUGUCAAUAAGACAGAGGAAACUGAACAUAUAAGCAAAAUAAUAUGUAAGAGUCAAAGUGUGAAUGCCAAGGGGCCCUCUUACGUUGUCUGGCAAUCUGGCAUUUACCAAAAAGAGGAGCGCUGGGCUCCAGUAACAGUUAAGCACAAAAUCCUAUGGUGCUGCAAAAUCUCUUGUGGUACCUGUCAAAAGUGAUUAGGGAUUGAAUGUAACAAUGAUACAAUAAUAUUGUAGGGUAUAAACAAUCAUUUCUCUUUGUUUUCUUGCAGUGCCAGCAGUUAGGAAAGCAGCACUUCAGCACUUUUUUGGAGCUGUCUUCUUGCUCUUCCGAGAUAAUUACUAUUAGCAAUUUACUGGAAUUUAGCAUUAGGGUAAGAAAAUGGCUUGGGGCAUUAGCUAUUAGAUCAGCCAUAGAUAUGGUUUUAUUGUAAAUACUGAUUGAUUUUUUUUUAGCUCUUUUUGUUAGUAUAAACAGUGAAGAGCAGCAGGGGCUGUAUCCUAACAUUUUCUGUUAACUUUCUUUGAAACAAAGGAAAAUUGUUGUGUGUAAGCAAAUUCUUGCAGUAUUGCAGGAUGCUUGCUGCUCUGUUUUGUUUUCUUUAAUCAAAAUCUGUAUGUUGUGUUUCUGCAGUAGGUUUUCUCCUUUAAACUUGCUUCUGCUACUUGGCAUAGAUGCAUUUGGUACAUUAUUAAAAUUAUGAAGCCUUUAUUGUUUGAAGGAAUUGCACCAUAAUUACUUUAUUUCAAAAUACAUGAAGUUUCAAUUUACAGUUAAAUAAAAUAUUUGCUAUAUAUUGCCUUGUUUAGAAAGUAUGUAUUUCAGUGUUGAUUUCAUUAAAUUGAAACACAGGAUACAUAACAGAAUCACAGUAAAAUUACCUGUGAUGGUAGCAUAUGUUUGUAAAGCACCACAGAAUGUUGUUAUAAAUCUUUACUAUGUUUUCAGUUGACUGCAAUAAAUGAUGACAAAUUCCAGUGGUCUGUAGUGACAGAUAAAUUAAAUGCCUUUUUAUCACCCUUA